This is a messenger RNA of Marasmius oreades (fairy-ring Marasmius), 1140 nucleotides long. RefSeq lists its product as uncharacterized. The record is from RefSeq and is a predicted model, not a curated record. Bases 1 to 1140 code for a protein of 379 amino acids. The transcript is spliced from 7 exons. NCBI's taxonomy places the organism in Eukaryota, Fungi, Basidiomycota, Agaricomycetes, Agaricales, Marasmiaceae.
AUGAUGGCUAAAAUCUCUGCUGGAAUCACACUCUUUACCAUUCUAUUCAACACUUCAAGAGCAUUCACCAUUAGUGGCCUUCCUACUAUUGUCACAACAGGACAAGUUGAAACAAUGACAUGGUCCAUAGUUUUUUUGGAUCCUAUAACCAUUUCAUUCAUGAAGUCUGCUGCUGGAACCCCAACAGGAGAAUUAAUUGGCAAAGUGGAACCAUUUAGAGCAGCAGAAAACCAAAAGGGAACAUUAUUAGUCACCUUCACUGAUGCUUCAAGCCCAGUGACUAUUGUUGCAUAUGAUGGGUUGAAGAAACCUGGUCAACAGACACCUGUCUACAUUGACUCCCAUCCAAUAACUAUUGUGACUUCAAUUCCAACACCACCAGCAACCCCACCUCCAACACAAACCCCUCAACCAACACCUACACCCAGUGCUUUAUCAAGUACUGAUUCACCAAACACACCAAACACAGUUGCAUCAUCUCAGAUGGAUAAAAGCUUGGGACAAACAGUUCAGAUACAAACUGCAUCUGCAAUGUCAGGAAAGAACACCCAAAGUACUAUAAACACAAGAUUAAACCCAAUCAACACUUCCAGCACACAGGUUAGUGCUCAGAGUUCUAGUACAGGAGACAUUCAGGGGUCUAGCUCAACAAAUUCCUCAACUCCUGUUAUUUCAUCUGAAACAAGAGAUGAACCACAAAAGUCAUUGAAUAUUGGUGCAAUUGCUGGGGGUGUAGUAGGUGGUGUGUUUGCUCUGGGCAUAAUCACAACAUUUGUUAUUUUGCUCCUGAGAAGAAGGAGUAAAGAACUGGAACACAACAUUGACAAUGAUCCAAUCCCCUAUUCCAAUGCUUCUUUUUCUUCUGCUGCUGGUUUGAUGGAGGGUAAUACUCCAGUCCUGCUGGAUGACAAUAUAGGGGAAGAACAAAUGCGAAUGGCUGAAGAAAGAGAGGAAUUUCAGGCACAUGAUCAAGUAUCCCGGAGCUCUCAUGCCAAUUCUUGGAAUCAUGACACUGAAUCAAAUCAAGGAGAGGGCACUGUCCAAGUUCUUCGCCAGCAGGUGGAUUUCCUAAUGCAGAGGAUAGCAACAAUAGAGGAGGGAAUGGCGCCACCUGACUAUAGUUCUCAGACGUUGCACUGA